AUGCGUUUCGCGAAGCGCCGUUUGGAGCUCUACCGCCAGAUGCAAAUGCUCCCCCAGGUUGCCAACAGCCUUUGUGAGAUCGCGGAGCUGAGCAUAGCUGUGGACGAGGUCAUUGAGGCUACAGAAGCUGGACAAGCAGCUGAAUCCAUCUUCAAGCGCUUGAAGGACUACAAAGGGGAAGCAAGGGUGCUUUUGGAGGUUGUCGCCAAGGUGGAGAUGUUGAAGGGCCGCCCCGAUGUGGCGCAGUUGGCUGCAAAGAAUGCAGCCUCUUUACUGCGAGCACAUUUUGACAGCGUGGGUGAGGCCAAAGCGUUGACUGUGCUGGCCGAACAACUGGUUUCUGCCAGCCACCAUGAAGAGGCUCUUGAGGUGCUCGGGGAGGCGGCGAUCCGGUUUCGCAAGGCUAAGGAGAACAAUGCUUUGGCCGAAAUGUUGAUUGCGGGUGUGUCGGUCCACUUGGAUGUGGGCAGUGUGUCGAAGGCCCAACAAGCAGCAGAUACGGCCUUGAACGUUUGCCGGCAGCUUGGGAAGGAUGGUGCCAGUCAGCUGGCAUCCGCCCUCCUCGCGGCUGCCAGGGCCAACUUGGCGGCCUCCGCCUCCCUCCUGGCGCUUCAGCAAGCCAAGGAGGCACAAGAGCUGUCAGCUGGUCUCCAAGAUGCUGCCGGUGAGCUUGGAGCGCGGCGGCUUCUGACGGAUGCGCAGAUUGCGAGCGGAAGGCUACAAGAUGCCAUGCAGGAAGCAUCACGCUUGGCAACAGAGAGCAGAGCAUGCGGGGACGUGGCUGGAGAGGCCACAGCUUUAUUCCAGUGCUUCCGUGCACUCUGCGAUUCCGGACGCCAAACUGAGGCCCUGGGGACCCUGCACCAGGCGCUGGGCCUGUACUGGGACAUAGCUGACUCGUCUGGGGCGAUGAAGUGCUUGUAUGCUCUGGCUCAAGUCCAUUUGGCUGCUGGGGAUGCCCCGGCAUCGUUGCAGGCUCUGUCCGAAGUCUUGAGCAUGGUCAAGCGCUACAGGCGGAAUCAGCGCAUGGAGGCUUCGGUCCUGCAGCUUGCAGCUAAAGCCAUGUUGGCUAUGCCAGAGAAGGCCAAGGCGCUGCAGGGUUUCUCGUUGGACUGCAUACAAGCAUCCUCGCAAGCCACGGAGGCCUUCAGGGAGGGCGGUGACAUGGCAGGGCUAGGCUCUGCCCUGCGAACGCUGGCAGCUGCACAUCUGUACAAGAAGUCUCCGUCACAGGGUGCUGCAGUUGCCCAAGAGUCCGUCUCGUUGUUUCAAGACCUUGGAGAUCGAACGGGUGAGGCUGAUGCCCUCCUACAGCUUGCCGUCGCUCACUUGGAGGCGGAACGCCCACAAGAGGCCGGCCACUCGGCGAGAGCCGCGCAAGACCUGUGCAGGAAGAUCUCCGACAAGCGGCGGGCUGCUUUAGCGCAGGAGUUGUUGCAGCUGGCUCAGUCCUUCGACCCUCAGUUCAGAAGCGGCCUCUGGGCACCUUCUGGAAAGGGGCUUACUGCCAAAAUCGCCAGCGGCAUUGGAGGCGAAGAAGUGCGCUUAUAUCGAUGGACAUCUCCGAUGCCCGAUAAUUCCAGCAACGCCCAGGAGGAACGGGAGCAAGCGAUGCGAGACCGCCGCUUCGGUGCCAAGUUGCCGUUCCAAAGAAAGCCAUUUCCUUGGAUUACCAGUCAGCAGCCACAGGCACCCGCUGACUCCAAGCCGCCAGAGCCCCCCGUACCCGAGGCCAAAGAAAGCGAGAAAGUGGCAAACUUCAACUGGAGUGACGCGAUCUUGCGACCUGCACCUUCAGGAGGUGUGCCAGAAGGGUACUGGCGAUGUGGUGAGUGCGGCGUGCUCUUCGAAGAUCCAUCCGAGGGUGCACGAGCCGACGCUGACGGGAAUUUCGAGUGGUUCUGUCGUUCCUGUUGGCGGGAUUGGGUGGAUGACCACCUCCGGCGAGCAAGGGCUGCAAAGGAUGCAGGCGUCGGCACCUCAAAGCGAGAUGGCAAAGGUAAAGGACGACAUGCACAAGAAGCCAACCCAGCACAUCAACCAAAGCAGCUGACAGAGAAGCCACCUGGCCAGCCCUUGCCAAGCCGGCAAGAGCUACAACAGCUGUCCCUCAUUGAGUUGUAUAAGCGUGCGAGAUCAAGUGGUGCAGACUUCAAGCUGCUGAGCAUUGCCAUGGACAGCGACAAUCCAAAGACUGGGCUGCUGGAGUUGCUGGCACCGACGUGA
Symbiodinium natans is the source of this 2226-nucleotide messenger RNA. The record is from the annotation of a GenBank genome assembly. Lineage: Eukaryota; Dinophyceae; Suessiales; Symbiodiniaceae.